Syngnathus typhle (broad-nosed pipefish) is the source of this 1635-nucleotide messenger RNA. RefSeq names its product NPR2 like, GATOR1 complex subunit (gene nprl2). Gene Ontology annotation, molecular function: GTPase activator activity. Gene Ontology annotation, cellular component: GATOR1 complex; vacuolar membrane. Gene Ontology annotation, biological process: negative regulation of TORC1 signaling; positive regulation of autophagy; cellular response to amino acid starvation. The transcript has 11 exons. The coding region runs from base 317 to 1459 and encodes 380 amino acids. The record is from RefSeq and is a predicted model, not a curated record. NCBI's taxonomy places the organism in Eukaryota, Metazoa, Chordata, Actinopteri, Syngnathiformes, Syngnathidae.
UUGACUUUUUAUACGGGGUGCUCUUAAAUGCACCGUUGUUUUUCAGCAAGUGUGUAUCGUGUAGCUGCAAAUGUUUUGCAGUAGCAAAUCUAAUUUAAGGUUUGCAAAAUGCACAACGGUACUUUUGCUAUGACGCUUUUUUAAAAUCUUGAUCGAUUAUACACAUUUUUCAUUUGGGUUAUCUUACUUUUUAUGUGUUUACAACGUGCUUAGCUCAGCAGCCGGUUUAAAAAGGAAGUGUGGAGCAUUUUGCCCAGUUUUGCGCGAACAUUUUGCUGGUUUAAAGUUAGUUACGUAAGUUUACGUACGUGCGGUUAUGGACAUGGACUCUCGAAUCGAGUGCAUAUUCUUUAGCGAGUUUCACCCAACGUUGGGUCCCAAAAUAACAUAUCAGGUCCCAGAAGAAUACAUUUCACGAGAGCUCUUUGACACAGUUCAGGUUUAUAUAAUUACCAAACAGGAGUUGCAGAACAAACUAAUAACAGUCACUGCAAUGGGCAAAAAGUUAAUCGGGUGUCCAGUGUGCAUCGAGCACAAGAAGUACAGCCGUAACGCCCUCCUGUUUAAUCUGGGCUUCGUCUGUGAUGCACAGACCAACACGUGUGUCCUUGAGCCUAUUGUCAAGAAACUGUCAGGAUACCUCACCACACUGGAGCUGGAGAGUGGAUUCAUAUCCACCGAGGAGAGCAAACAAAAACUCCUGCCUAUCAUGUCGACCUUGUUGGAAGAGCUCAACGCUACCGGGGCGUGCACCUUACCCAUAGAUGAAUCCAACACCAUCCACUUGAAGCUGAUCCCAUUGCGGAAGGAUCCCCCGGUCGUUCAGGAGUACGACGUUCCGGUUUUCACUCAGAGCAAAGAUCACUUUAUUAAGUCACAGUGGGAUCUCACCACACAGCAGAUUUUGCCCUACAUUGAUGGCUUUCGACAUGUGCAAAAAAUCGCAGCCGAAGCAGACGUGGAGUUGAAUAUAGUCCGUAUUGCUGUGCAGAAUUUGCUGUAUUAUGAUGUCGUGACCCUGGUGUCGAUAUUCCAGUACUCCAAUGUGUACUGUACCACCCCCAAAGUGCAGAGCCUGAUCGAUGACAAACUCAUCCAGGAGGAAUGUUUAAACUACAUCACCAAGCAAGGUCAGAAGCGUCCAAGUGUGAGAGAUGUGUUCCAGCUGUACUGUGGCCUGAGUCCAGGAACCACCGUCCGCGACCUAUGUUCCCGCUACUCUCAACAGCUGCAGAGAGUUGAUGAGAGAAGGUUGAUUCAGUUCGGCCUCAUGAAGUCUCUCAUACGACGGCUGCAAAAAUACCCCGUCAAGGUGACACGUGACGAGAGGAGCAGGUCGCCUCGCCUCUACACGGGAUGUCAUAGUUAUGAUGAUAUCUGCUGCAAGACAGGUGUCAGCUACAAGGAGCUAGAUGAGCGUUUGGAAAAUGAUCCCAACAUUGUUGUGUGUUGGAAGUGACGUUGUAUCAUCAUGAAAAAGACAAAUGAUUGAUUGACAGAUGAAGGAUAGCCCAACUAACAAUGUUUUCUUGGUUGUCAAAGGAAAUGGGCCAAAAUAUUUGUUUUAUUUGCUUCUUUUCAAUAAUACGUUUAUUGUACAAAAGAAAGUGUUUAUUAAAAUAUUUUUUGCCAUUA